UUGACGCCUUCUAUUCCCCUUCUCCCGUAUCUGUCACCCUCUCUGUCAUCCCGGAAUAGCAUGGAGCUGCAUUACACUUACGACUAGCCCAGGAUGCAAGGGUCCGCCUGCGUAAAAUUGUUCUUUCCUUUACGACAUUUGUGCGCCACGCCGCGCAAUCGUGAGUAGGUGCUGCGUAUAAGGUAACUCUCCUGCACGCCAACGCCUCAAGGGGGUUCUCAUAAGCCUACUAUUACAUAUCAGUCAUCCGUGUCGAUUUUUUCAUCUGUCCUGACCUCCUGUCCAAGCCGCCAGAGAUACCUCCCGCACCGUACCGUCUCUUCAUUGUUUCUACCUCUUCUAUACCAUGCAUGGCGCACCCUCAGUCCUUCCGUCGUCUGCUGGCCGCCCUUUCGUUACUAUGUCUCUUCUUCUCCUACGCAGCGGCGGCGGCGGCGCCGCCGAAGCCCAAUAUCGUCGUCAUCCUCACCGAUGACCAGGACUUGCAUCUCAACUCCCUCGAACUCAUGGAGAAUUUGCAGAGCAUGCUGGUGCAGCAGGGCACCAUUUUCUCCAAACACUAUGGCCACGUUAGCUUGUGUUGUCCGGCGCGGACGACGCUGUGGACGGGCAAACAUGCGCAUAAUACCAAUGUCACGUCGGUAACGAACGGACUGCCUGGCGGCGCAUGGCAGCAGGUUCAGGCUCUGGGGUGGUACAAGAAGUACCUCUUUACCUGGAUGCAAGCCGCAGGCUACUCGACUUACUACUCCGGCAAGCUCUUCAACGGCUACAGCGCGGAAAACUACUGCGAACCGCAUUGUCUUGAGGGCCUGAGCUCCGCCCAUGUCCUGCUGGAUCCGAGCAUGUACAAGUACUACAAUUCUUCCUGGACAUCGUAUGACGGCCACAAGUGGACUGUCGAUGCCAAUUUCACGGGCUAUAACACCGACCAGAUCACUGAAGAUAUUGCCGACUACAUCCACGCAAAUGCUCAUUCCGGAAAACCGUUCUUCGCUGUCGCGGCUCCCGUCGCGCCGCACGUGCCAACCAUUCCCAAGCACGAAUAUAAAGAUCUCUACCCUGGACUACAGGUGCCGCGGUCUCCCAAUUGGAAUCCAGCAAACCGAAGCGGCGUUGCAACCGUGUGGACCCUGGACCAAUUAGACGACCAAAACAUCGAGGAACUGGACGAUUGGUAUCGCCGGCGACAGCAAUGUCUCAAAAGCGUUGACGAUAUGAUCGCGACAGUUGUGCAGACCCUGGAGGAGGAAGGCGUGCUCGACAACACGUACAUUUUCUACACCACGGACAACGGCUUCCACAUGGGGAAUCACAGACUCCAAGGAGGCAAGACUACUUGUUACGAGGAAGACAUCAAUUUGCCGUUUAUCGUACGCGGACCCGGUGUUGCCAAGAACCAGUCCGUCACCGACCUCGUCACUGGCCAUAUCGAUCUCGCUCCGACCAUUUUGACCCUCGCUCAACCCGACUGGGCUGGUUUCGUUGUUGGAGGUGACGAAUGGGACGGCACGGCCAUCACUUUCCCUCUCGAGACCGCCGCAGAUGUCCAGCGAAACGUUGACGCCCGGAGCGAUUCCACCCAUAUUGAGUAUUGGGGCCCGUUCCAGCAGGAAGGCGUAUAUGGCGCAUGGUGGUUCAUUGGGCAGGACCAUUGGAAGAAUGUGAAUACCUACAAGUCUCUGAGGAUUCAGGGGGCGGGGUACAAUCUGAUGUACAGCGUUUGGUGUCAGGAUUCGGCGCAUGAGCUUUACGAUAUGUCUUGGGACCAAUACCAAAUGACUAAUCUCCACCCCUACGCACCCUCCGAAGGCAACACAACAAACGCCUACGAUAAAGGAAUGACCACCGUCCUCGGCCGGCCGAUCUGGAACGUGCUGCACCGCCUCGACGCUCUAGUCCUCAUCCUCAAAACGUGCGCCUCCGAGGACUGCCGCUGGCCCUGGAAGCAGCUCCACCCGGAGGGCGGAGUCAACAAUUUGAUGGACGCACUCGACGCCCAAUACGACGCUUUCUACGCCCAUUCAUACGCCGUCGCAAAGGUGGGGUGGGAGCAGUGCUACACGGGGCUCCUUCCGCAUGCCAGCUCGACGCUGUACGCCAUUGAGAAUGAGCAGCCGGUGUGGUUGAAUCAGACGGUGGUGAAGAUGGUGCGGAAUGAUGGCGAGCGGCUUGCGGUUGGGGCGAAGUGGUUGGCCUUGCUGUUAGGGUGGGGUGCAUAUCUCGCGUUCGCAUGAGUAUAUAACACGGUAGGAUCAGCGCCUUGCAUACCGUUUACGUUAUUGAGCGUGGUGAUGUAACUUGCCUUACUUUAGUCAGGGCUUACCACGCCCUAGGCUACAGGCAACACUGAACAUGAAUAAAUGAUCAACACGCAUCUCAAUCCUGUGUCCCUCAUAUUCAUCCCAGAGACCGGCGCCUUGAUCCGAGUACCAUAUUCUCCCCCUCGAUGAAGGUCAUCGUCGUCGGCGCCGGGCUGAGCGGCAUCGGCACCGCCCUCGCUUUCCGACGAUAUGUCAAGCAAAAGGUCGAGAUCAAAAUCUACGACCGCGCCAACGCGCACGACACCGGGCUGUAUGGAUGGAAUGAUCACGCAGACUUACGCCUGAAAAACCAAGGCGCGGCAAUAAGCCU
Molecule: messenger RNA, 2634 nt
Organism: Neohortaea acidophila
Lineage: Eukaryota; Fungi; Ascomycota; Dothideomycetes; Mycosphaerellales; Teratosphaeriaceae
Product: alkaline-phosphatase-like protein
Exons: 7
Coding region: 351-2237 (628 amino acids)
Molecular function (GO): N-acetylglucosamine-6-sulfatase activity; glycosaminoglycan binding
Source: RefSeq, a predicted model, not a curated record